GCGCGCAUCCCGGUUCGUUACGUCACUUGAAGCGCCCUGGCUCUUAGAUCUGGCAAAGAGAGGAAGAAAACGACAGAAGUCUCUAAAACAGGGCUUUCCCCUCCGUUACCAGCUCUCAAAGUGAUAACGGUCCAUCUACAACACUACACACAGGCACAGCCAUCUCACCAAACCGGACUAACCUCUUGUAGAAGAAGAAAUAUAACAUGACCAGAAUAAAUGGAUAAAACCAGCAACUCUUCAAGAAGAUGAGACAUUGCACUAUUUAAAUAUAGAUCACAGACCCUUUACUAGGUUUACAGAGAUCACCAUCUCCACCAAAAACAUCUGCAUUCUCUUUACCCCUGCCGUUCACUGACCAGAGCCACCAUGUAUGGCAGUGCCCGAUCUGUGGGCAAAGUGGAAGGCAACCACACUAGUGGGAGCACCCAAAGUCCUGGGCGUUCACCCCGUCUCCCUCGGUCCCCCCGUCUCGGCCAUCGUCGCACUAAUAGCACAGGGGGUAGCGGAGCCGGUGCCGGUCCAGGUGGUAAAACCCUUUCCAUGGAAAACAUUCAAUCCCUUAACGCCGCCUAUGCCACAUCCGGGCCCAUGUACAUGAGUGACAAUGAGGUGGUCACAUCUGGUCCAGACCUGCCCAAAAGCACCAUGACCCUGGGUCGCACCGGUGGACGAGUCCCCUACGGCGUCCGCACGACUGUAAUGGGAUCCAGUCCAAACAUCGCCACUGGAUCCCCUGGCACCACUGAUGCAAUUGCUUUCGGAGAUCACCAUAUGCCUUCCACGUUGGCGUCCACUGUGCCUCAUUCGCUACGGCAGGCGCGGGACAACACCAUCAUGGACCUGCAGACGCAGCUCAAGGAGGUGCUUCGGGAGAACGAGCUCCUGCGGAAGGAGGUGGACGUGAAGGAGAGCAAACUCAGUUCCUCCAUGAACUCCAUUAAGACCUUCUGGAGCCCCGAGUUGAAGAAGGAGCGCGCCCUGCGUAAGGAUGAAGCCUCUAAGAUCAGCGUGUGGAAGGAGCAGUACAGAGUCGUCCAGGAUGAGAAUCAGCAUCUCCAGAUGACCAUCCAGGCCCUCCAGGACGAGCUGCGGAUCCAGCGGGACCUGAACCAGCUCUUCCAGCAAGACCCCAGCUCUCGUCCUGGCGAGCCACUGACUGCCGAACUGACCGAGGAGAACUUCCAGCGUCUGCAUGGCGAGCACGAGCGUCAGGCCAAAGAGCUGUUUCUACUGAGGAAGACUCUGGAGGAGAUGGAGCUGCGCAUCGACACCCAGAAACAGACGCUCAACGCUCGGGACGAGUCCAUCAAGAAGCUGCUGGAGAUGCUGCAGAGUAAAGGACUCUCGGCCAAGGCCAGCGAGGAGGACCACGAGCGCACCCGGAGACUGGCCGAUGCUGAAAUGCACAUCCACCAUCUGGAGAGUUUGCUGGAUCAGAGGGACAAAGAGAUGGGGCUGCUGAGAGAGGAUCUCCACCGGCGUUAUGAGGGAGCUCCAGAAUCGGCCAAAACCAAGGCUCUGCAGACUGUCAUCGAGAUGAAGGCAAGUGUGUGUGCGAGUUUGCUUUGUGUGUGUGGUGAGGAAAUCACAAACUUUAGUAUUCUUUAUAAUAAUAAAAUGAUAAUGGGGUUGUUGUUUUAAUACUGUGCAUGAUGACAAUAUUGAGUGUGUCCAGGGCUUGACAUGAACUUUUUUUGAUCACCAGCCACUGUGGCUAGUAAUUUUUCAACAUUUACUAGCCACGCACAAUUUUUAAAUGGAUAUUAUUUAUGCAUAAAUUCAACUUUGGCAUGCUAAAAUGACUUAAUUUAGGUUUUGUAUUACACUGUAAAAAAUGCAGGGUUCCACACACUUCAUUCAUGUUUUCCCAACACAAAUUGAUUUGGUUAACUUAACACUUUAAACAAAUGUAUGUGGAU
Molecule: messenger RNA, 1922 nt
Organism: Danio rerio (zebrafish)
Lineage: Eukaryota; Metazoa; Chordata; Actinopteri; Cypriniformes; Danionidae
Source: RefSeq, a predicted model, not a curated record